Messenger RNA from Naegleria gruberi, 1455 nucleotides. RefSeq names its product F-box domain-containing protein. Gene Ontology annotation, molecular function: protein binding. Lineage: Eukaryota; Heterolobosea; Eutetramitea; Acrasida; Naegleriidae. The transcript has a single exon. The coding region runs from base 1 to 1455 and encodes 484 amino acids. The record is from RefSeq and is a predicted model, not a curated record.
AUGCUCUCACUUUCAAACUCGGAAAAUCAAACACGAUCUUUGGAAAAAAUUCUUGAUCAGGUUGAUGAUAUUGAUGACGAUAAGAAUAAUGAUCGCGGAAUAAUAGAAGGCUAUACACCAUUUAUUAUUGAUUGUUCUAAAUUUUCAUCACUUCCUGAUGAGUUGUUGAUUGAAAUUUUUCAAUAUGUUGGAGUGAAUCCGUUCGAGAUGAUGUCACUCUCGCAUACUUGUAGACAAUGGAAGGAAUUGAUUAAUUCGCAAUUUAGAGUUUGGCAAUAUGUUCCAUUGACUAUUUCUAGAUCAAAAAUUGUUCGUGGAACAAAGGAUGAAGUUGGACACUUGUUGUUGAAAUAUUUUGAUCGUUUUAGUCCUGUAUAUUACAAAAAUCCAAAAUAUGCAAAAGUUUACAAGCAAUUUGAUGUACAAUAUGAGAAAUAUAUUAGAGAUAAGGUUUAUGAAAAUAAGAUUAAGGAGAGUGAAGUUCCAGCUCUUUUGAAAGCAUUCAAAAAGCCAAUUAUUGUUUCUACUGAUCAAUUUAUUGACUUUCUCAAACAUGUAAAGAAGGAAAAACUUUCAGCUGAACGUUUGAGAAAAACUAGAGAUUAUUUCGAUUCAAUUUCUUCAAAUGUGUCAAAAUGGACAGUUAGAGGCUACUUGCUCCUUUUAAUGGCAUUGCUUAUCAAUAUUUGUGUGAGUAUGGGACUUUUUGGAGAAACACCAGAGGCAGACAGAUCACUAGAUAAGGGACUAUGGUGGUUACCAUGGUCUUUUGUUCCAAUGCAUGCCAUUAUCAUUUAUUCAUACAUUGUUGUUGCUGGUCUCGCAGUUAAUGAGUCCUUUAAAUUCAAGAGUAGAUCAGAAAUUGGAGUGAUGGCCAUUUUCUUUUUGGUAUUAUCAGUCUUGACCUGGAUCUUUACCAGCUUCAAGUAUGACAUGUAUGAGAAAGCAGGUGUAGAGCUUUCAUAUUGGCAAAAUAGAUUAUUUCCCCAAGUCCACCUUCUAUACCUCUUACCUUUCAUUAUCAUAUCAGGUAUUGGUACCAUAAUUCCUGCCUCUGAAACAUUCUUCCAACAUUUUUAUAGGACCAACAAGUUCCCAUUCUUCUCAGCCAACAUUCCUUGGGCAUCAUUGGAUAGAGACAAACUUACUGUAUUUGCUACCUUCUUGUUAUGUGAAUUUUCACUCCUUGGCUUUUCAUUCUUUGGUGAGAAAUUGGGAUCUAAAUAUUCAUUUAUUCCAAUGAUUCUUGGAGGUAUUUUAGGAGGAAUUCAAGCCAUAAAAUACAACUAUAAUAGAAGUGACACGACCAGUCAAAUGUUUAGUGUGCUACCAAUUUUUGGUUCGAUUGCUGUUGGAUGUUUGGCUUACCAAUCAUUCAAUUAUUGGUCAUUUAUUCCAUUAACACUUGGAGUUGGAGCCAUUAUUGGAUAUGGAUUAAUUAAGAAGGAUUUGUAA